Messenger RNA from Paramecium sonneborni, 369 nucleotides. The record is from the annotation of a GenBank genome assembly. Lineage: Eukaryota; Ciliophora; Oligohymenophorea; Peniculida; Parameciidae.
AUGAAUAGCAUAAGCUCAUGUUUAUUACUUUUGAACAUUGAAAGUACUUAGGAAAGUGUAUGUAUUAAAGAUGAGCUUAAUGAUUCUAUAGAUUUGCGUAUAGACACAAAGAUUAAUGAAAUGGAAAGACAAAUUGUAAAGUAUUUGCAAAGCAUGGGAAUAUAAACAAAAACAGAUCCUAAAUAGAAAGAAUUGUAAUAUUGGAAUUUAAGAAGAAUUGAAAGCAACAAGAAAUUAGAGGAACAUUGGAACUGCCAAAAGCUAUCCUUAAAUUCUUCUGUUAAUAGAUUGUUAUUAAGAAGAAAAUCUCCAGUUAUCAAGUGUUUUAAUAACAGUGGAACCCAUUUAUAAGCCUUCCUUACUUCCUGA